AUGUCCGCAGAGGAGGACGCGUUCUUCCGCCACGGCUGGCACGACGACGAUGAGAGGAUCGAUAUUUACGCCUUGUUCGUGCUGGAGGACGUGCCUGUGGCCGACAUUGAGGCCGUCUUGAGGAGCCAAGAGGAUUAUGGCAACGAACGUCUUUGGCUGGCAGACGACUACAACAACUUGCCAGACUUCUACCAUCGCGUGCCUGGGCAGCCAAUCACUCCGAACCCACACACCAAACUCCCGCUUGACCCCAACUGGCGGUCUCCAUUUCGAGGAAAGACAGUAGAGGACGCGGCCGAGUUCCUGCGCAGCGUGCCCAAACCGAGAAAGCCACUCUGCAAGACAUACUUCGCGGUCCUCGACAUGACGCUGUACUGGGAGCAAGGCUACGUUCUUGUGUGCAAGAUCCUCGAGGAUGGGCAGGUGCAGUCAAUUGCCUGUGCAGCCAGCUGCGUCGGCAUCUUCUUCGGUGGCUUCGAUCGCAUCACGUGGGACGAGAGCUUGACGGACUGGGAGGAGGAUGGGGUGGCGGUGAUGACCUGA
This is a messenger RNA of Cercospora beticola, 543 nucleotides long. RefSeq lists its product as uncharacterized. Lineage: Eukaryota; Fungi; Ascomycota; Dothideomycetes; Mycosphaerellales; Mycosphaerellaceae. The record is from RefSeq and is a predicted model, not a curated record.